Lathyrus oleraceus (garden pea) is the source of this 1778-nucleotide messenger RNA. RefSeq lists its product as uncharacterized. Lineage: Eukaryota; Viridiplantae; Streptophyta; Magnoliopsida; Fabales; Fabaceae. Bases 192 to 1502 code for a protein of 436 amino acids. The record is from RefSeq and is a predicted model, not a curated record. The transcript is spliced from 8 exons.
GUCAAUGAGUAGCUAUGGCAAGUGGUGCGGAAAGUUGUUGAGGUUUGGGUACUGCUUUGAGCACCAGAAGCCUCAGGUUUGGACUCUCCACUCUCUCCCCUUCCCAUCUCUCAACUCAAGUCCGGAUAUCCGUUAAUCCCCAACCAUCUCCGAACCAAUUUUCCGAACCACCGAAAUUUUAAGAAAAAAAAAUGAGCGCUAGGGUUCCGGUGCAGCAACACUACAAUCUCAACUCCCCUACUUCCUUCAUCGACAGCCCUCUCCACGUUCUCAACGCCGUCGACGCGAGAACCGCCGCCUCCGCCAUCGACGACAUCUCCGCCUCCAACGACCACGAUGCCUCCGUCGAUUGCAUGAAUGAAUCCCAUGGAAACUGUUUACCACUACACAGUGUAGAAGUCGACGAAGAUCGCUCCAGUCUUGAAACAAGCGAAUCUUCUAGAGGACUUUAUGAUAUCAAUGUCAUUACCGUUGACGAUGUUUCGCCGAUUGAAUCGGCUAGGGCGAGGUUUAUUCAAAUUGUGAUGGACCAUUUUAUCGAAGAUCGCGUGAUUGAAGUGCUUGAUUCUGAAGUUGAUUAUGGUGAUCAAGAUAAAAUGAACAAGAGAAGGACUAGAGAGAUUCGGUAUGAAGGAGACCCGAAUUUUGCUCUGCCUUUGAUGUAUGUAGCAAAUAUGUAUGAGAGUUUAGUUAAUGAAGUUAAUAUUAGACUUGCUUCCUUGAGUGGUAUUCGUGAUAAGUCCAUUGGUGUUGCUCUCGAAGCUGCUGGUGGUUUGUAUAGAAGACUCGCCAAGAAAUUUCCUAAAAAAGGACCAUGUAUAUAUAAGAGAAGAGAAUUAGCAACUUCAAUGGAGACGAGGACUAGGUUUCCGGAACUAGUUAUACAAGAAGAAAAGCGUGUUCGCUUUGUGGUAGUUAAUGGAUUAAAAAUUGUUGAAAAUCCGAAUUCAGUACCUAUUGAUGAGGCUGAGUGGUUUAAACGAUUGACAGGUCGGAAUGAAGUAGCAAUCUCAGCUAACGAUUACAAAUUUUACUCUCCAAGACAUAAGUAUAGGCGUGGUACAUCAAUUUCACUUCCAAAUAUCCAAGAUAUCCCUAGUUAUUCUGGAGCAGAAAGUUCUACGACAAUGACUACUACUCAAGGAUUUCGCACACAGCAAACCCCAAACAAACAUCACUUGCAAUCACUGGCACAUCAACCUCAGUUUCACCCUGUUCUCCAGAGCAAUCAAAUUAUGCACCAAAGUCAGCAUGCAGGGCCCUAUUCUCAUAACCAUCAAAAUGGUUCCCCUUCACACCUAUCUGAAAUUUCUCAUUCUCACCAGCCAUCAAUAUCUCAACACAUGAGUUGCUUACAAUCACUCACAGGUGGCCAUGUUGGAGGACGCAUGCACAUGCUGCCACCAAGUCCUGCGAAGUUUUGCGACGAAUGUGGGGCUCCAUAUUUGAGGGAAACGUCCAAGUUUUGCUCCGAGUGUGGUUCAAAGCGGCUAGGAACUUGACAGAUUUGUACAGGCCUAAAUAGUCUAUCCCCAUUUUGGGAUUUGCCCUCACCAUUCUUCUGACCACAACUGUAUUUAAUUUUUUUACUAUAUGGCUAAUUUUACAUAGUUUCUUACGGUUUUAGAAAUGCAUUUAGGAUUAAUAGAGUGCAAUUUUGACUUGAAAUGUGUAGCCUGUGCAAAUUACUGUAAAUAAACUCAAUCGGGUUUGCAUUUGUGCAAGCUUUGUGAAUACAGAACUUCAAGAAGUUGAAAGCCUGAAAAUAUUUAACAUUU